UUCUUCGUCGUCGUCCUCCUCUUUUUCUCUCUCUUUCUUUAAUUUCUAUUCGUAUAAGAAAUGGAUAACCCACACCCCCGUGAAUUGACUUUCUUACCCUCUAGGGACGUCAAAGAAGUGGAUUUCUUCUCAUCAUCAUCAUCAACUGCUGCCGAUCAAGAUCAUACUACUCAUCAUCAUGCUUCAUCCUUCCCUCAUCACCCUGUAAACACUGGGCUGAACUUAACGUGUGAAACUACUGGAAUUUCAACUUCAAAGGGAUCACCUAAUGCCGAUAAUACUGAAUCCGAGAGGAAAAUGGUGGAAGGUGAAUUACGGAGACUGCAAGAAGAGAAUCGAAAGCUGAGAAGUAUGGUGGAUCAGAUCGCCAAAAGCUAUAGCCAACUUCAGGCACAGCUCUUCAUGGCUUUGCAGAAACAAAAGCUUACUCAUCAUCAUCAGAAUACUGGUGUUAAGAGCAAUGGGAUGAUAAGUGGAGAAAAAGCUGUGGAGGGAGAUGGAAGGGCGAAAGUAGAGAUGAAGAAUAACGAUGCUUCGGUAUCCGGUGAUGAAAAGAGAGAAAGAGAGGUAUCAGCAUCAAACAAUAAUGGUAAUAAUGCAGAGGAGGUAAUGUCAAAGAAGCAUGAUGAGAAUGAUGAUGAUAACGAAGGUGAUGAAGAUGGUUUGACUAAGCUUCAUUUGGGAAAACAAGUAGCAGCAUCUGCUACAGAAGAAGACGUCCUUGAGCGAUCUUCUUCUCAGAGUUGGGGAUCAUGCAAGACUCCCAACUUAGAAGAACCCAAGCUUCCUUCUUCUGACCUUCCUUUCAGGAAAGCCAGGGUUUCAGUUCGCGCAAGAUCAGAAGCUCCUCUGAUUAGCGAUGGAUGCCAGUGGAGGAAAUACGGACAAAAAAUGGCUAAGGGUAACCCCAGUCCUCGAGCCUACUAUCGGUGCACCAUGGCUGCUGGAUGCCCAGUUCGGAAGCAGGUUCAAAGAUGCGCAGAGGACAGUACAGUCCUAAUAACAACCUAUGAAGGUAACCACAACCACCCUCUUCCGCCGGCAGCCACCGCCAUGGCCAACACGACUUCAGCCGCAGCAGCCAUGCUACUAUCAGGAUCAACCUCAUCAUCGUCCAAAGAAACCCUAGCAACUUCAGCAGCAGGAGGAUACUUCUCUUCAUCAAUGCCCUACACAUCAAUGGCGACGCUAUCAGCUUCCGCGCCAUUUCCCACCAUCACUCUCGACCUCACACACAACCACCACAACGCACUCCAACUCCACCGUGUGGUCCCUCCUCCCGGUGUUACCUUCCCUCUCCCAUUGCAUGCAGUGACUCCUCCACAUCAGCUUAUAGCAGGGCACCCGUUCUUAAUCUCUCACCACCAGAAGCUGAUGCCUCCUUUGGUUCAUCGACAACAACCACAGGCUUCCAAUAAUUCGCCGUCUAUGGUGGAGACAGUGAGUGCAGCCAUUGCUUUGGAUCCAAACUUCACUGCGGCCGUGGCUGCGGCACUCUCAUCAAUCAUUGGAAGCAGUAACAAUGGUGGAAGUGCUAUUUCUGUGUCACCGAAUGGGUCACCGCAACUUCCUCAGUCAUGUACUACCUACUCUACCAACUAGCUUCUUCCAUUCAACACGACACGUGUCAGUGUCACGACUAUCCUGCAAUUUUAUUUUCUUUAAAUUUCUCAUCAUAAUUAUAUUGCCUAGUUAACUUAAAACCAAGGUAUAUAUGUACAGAAAUUAAAGAGAAGAUUAUUAGGCGCUCUUUCUAUUA
Messenger RNA from Arachis duranensis, 1759 nucleotides. RefSeq names its product probable WRKY transcription factor 47. Gene Ontology annotation, biological process: regulation of DNA-templated transcription. Gene Ontology annotation, molecular function: DNA-binding transcription factor activity; sequence-specific DNA binding. The coding region runs from base 61 to 1602 and encodes 513 amino acids. The record is from RefSeq and is a predicted model, not a curated record. The transcript has 5 exons. NCBI's taxonomy places the organism in Eukaryota, Viridiplantae, Streptophyta, Magnoliopsida, Fabales, Fabaceae.